CGCCUGUCCCCGGGACUAUCCUCUUCCGCCUCUUUUCUAUGCCGCAUAGCCUGUCUAGAAAGGCCGGUCCAAGGGCUGAGGACUCUGACGCUGACCUGAGAGGGAGGGCUCGGUGUGGAAGAGAGUGAUAAAAGGACCAUGCAAAUCAGAGUGGAAAAGACCCAGGAGACAGAAAACCUGGAUUAGGCACUUUGUUAGCUGUUUCUUGACUCCUAUUCUUCACUGCAACCCUGUGAGAUGAAUCGGACGAAGGGUGAUGAGGAGGAGUAUUGGAAUAGCUCUAAGUUUAAGGCUUUCACCUUUGAUGAUGAAGAUGAUGAGCUUUCACAGUUAAAGGAAUCCAAGCGGGCAGUGAAUAGCCUUCGAGACUUCGUGGAUGAUGAUGAUGACGAUGACCUGGAGAGAGUCAGCUGGAGCGGGGAACCUGUGGGAAGUAUCUCAUGGUCCAUCAAAGAGACUGCUAGUAAUAGUGGGUCAAACCAUGAGCGUGAACAGCUAAAGAACCGAAACAGCUUCUCCUCCUAUGCACAACUACCCAAACCUGCUUCUACCUACUCCCUGAGCAGCUUUUUUAGAGGGAGAACUAGACCUGGAAGUUUCCAGUCCCUCUCUGAUGCUCUGUCGGACACACCUGCCAAGAGCUAUGCUCCAGAGCUAGGGAGACCCAAGGGGGAGUAUAGGGAUUACAGCAAUGAUUGGAGCCCCAGUGACACAGUGCGACGCCUUCGGAAGGGCAAGGUCUGCUCCCUGGAAAGAUUCCGCUCCUUACAGGACAAGCUACAACUCCUAGAAGAAGCAGUAAGCAUGCAUGAUGGAAAUGUCAUUACUGCGGUUCUGAUCUUCCUGAAGAGGACAUUGAGCAAAGAGAUCCUCUUCCGAGAGCUGGAGGUGCGGCAGGUUGCCCUGAGACAUCUCAUUCACUUCCUUAAGGAGAUAGGGGAUCAAAAACUGCUUUGGGACCUCUUUAGGUUCCUAGAUAGAACAGAAGAGCUUGCGCUAACCCAUUAUCGAGAACAUUUGAACAUUCAGGACCCCGAGAAACGAAAAGAAUUUCUUAAGACCUGCAUUGGUUUGCCAUUUUCAGCAGAAGAUUCUGCACACAUACAAGACCAUUACACGCUCCUGGAACGUCAGAUCAUUAUCGAGGCAAAUGAUCGACACCUAGAAUCAGCAGGACAGACUGAAAUCUUCCGGAAGCACCCCCGCAAAGCUUCUAUCCUCAACAUGCCGUUAGUGACGACGCUUUUCUACUCCUGCUUCUACCACUACACAGAGGCUGAGGGCACAUUCAGCAGUCCGGUCAACCUGAAGAAGACAUUUAAGAUCCCAGAAAAACAGUAUGUGCUGACAGCCCUGGCUGCUCGCGCCAAGCUUCGGGCCUGGCAUGAUGUCGAUGCCCUCUUUACCACAAAGAACUGGCUGGGCUAUACCAAGAAGAGAGCACCCAUUGGCUUCCAUCGGGUUGUGGAAAUUUUGCACAAGAACAGUGCCCCUGUCCAGAUAUUACAGGAGUAUGUCAAUCUGGUGGAAGAUGUGGACACAAAGUUGAACUUAGCCACCAAGUUCAAGUGUCAUGAUGUCGUCAUUGAUACUUGCCGGGACCUGAAGGAUCGUCAGCAGUUGCUGGCGUACAGGAGCAAGGUGGAUAAAGGAUCUGCCGAGGAGGAGAAGAUUGAUGCCAUUCUCAACAGCUCGCAAAUUCGAUGGAAGAAUUAAGUGGCAUCAGCUCCCUUGAAACCUGCCUCAUUUCUUCCUUUCCUGCCUGUGAAAGUAGAGAGCACUCUUCUUGGGAGAGUUAAGCAUCACAUCACUUGGGCCCAUCGUCAACAGGCAGUGCCUGCUACCCGCGGGACAGAGGCUAGCACCUGGGCACCGACAGCUUCAGACCGAUCUUUUGUCCAGGGGACAUCAUCUGAGGGGCAAGAUCUGAAGCUUUGCCUCAUGAGAGACUCUCUCCACCUGGUGCUCGUGUGAAGGUGGGAAUAAUUUCUAGAUUGGGCCCAUAUUGGGCAAGAUCUCUCUUGGUCUGCGGAAAGUGACUGCUCCAGAAAGGAAGUCUCCUCGACUGAGAGGUACAGGUAUCAUAGGGUGGCCACUCCAUUCCCCUCAGCUAAUUAUGCCCUGGAUUUGGUGCUGGACAUUGGCAGUUUUGCUGUGAAGGAAGUCAGGACAGAACCGGAAUGGCUGUCUCCCAGGGGGCCUCAGGAAGGGCUGCCAGUGUUUCCAGGACCUGUUGGAGGCGCCCUCACACUGUACAGAGUCCUCCGCCUCAUGACAGAGAUUGCCAGCGUCCCUCUGCUGCCAUGGUCUUCCCUUUGUACAGAAACUGUGGUUCCUCUCUCACUUGCACCCCGAGGUGGCCUCGUGUGAGAGAUGAGAGCAUCCCCCUUACCUUUCCCUCCCACCCAGACCCCUAACCUUAUAUGGAGCUCAGAUUCACCAUUGCUGGAGCAAGCUCUCCUUUUCUGCACAAACCUCAUUAUUUCACUAGGACCUUCCACCAGUUUCACCGGGGCUAAACUCAGCAGCUUUUCUGUUAGGCUAUUAAGAUGGAGGUUUUAGUUUCAUGGUUGGUUUUCAAGAGGAUAUUCUGUAAUGCCAGUUUCCUGCACCAAUAUUAGUCUUUCUUCUCUGUGACUGAACUGGGUUUCCCAGACAUGCCUAGACUCCUAAUAAAGCUGCUUCUU
Physeter macrocephalus (sperm whale) is the source of this 2687-nucleotide messenger RNA. RefSeq names its product VPS33B interacting protein, apical-basolateral polarity regulator, spe-39 homolog (gene VIPAS39). Gene Ontology annotation, biological process: intracellular protein transport; vacuolar transport. The transcript has 22 exons. The record is from RefSeq and is a predicted model, not a curated record. NCBI's taxonomy places the organism in Eukaryota, Metazoa, Chordata, Mammalia, Artiodactyla, Physeteridae. Gene Ontology annotation, cellular component: cytoplasm. The coding region runs from base 238 to 1716 and encodes 492 amino acids.